AUGGGCGAACCGAAACCCGCCUCGUCUCCGCAGCCAAACGGCGGCGUGAAACAGAAGCCGACCAGUCUGAACCUAGCACCGGGUCCCGGUUUCUAUCGCAAUGUCAACGGACGUGCGAGCCUGAAUGAUCGUCAUCUACAGCACGUCACCGCUGUCGUCGGCGGUGAACGCGGCGCCACACGCGUCAACAACAAGUCCGCCUCACCAAGCCCUGCCACAGCAGUCAACAGUACCGAGUCCGGUGGCAAUACAACAAUCACCGCCGUCCAGUUACCAGCUCUACCAACAGUACCACCAUUAUCAGCAUUAUCUUCAGCGUGGUCGUUGUCUGCAGAACUUGAAAAUUUGUUGGAACCCCCGCCCCCACCGGCCCCUACACAUCCCGCGACCACGCCUCGAGCAAACUCCGUCAACGACCAUCAGCAACACCAACAGCAGCAACAGCAACAGCACCAGCACCAGCAACAACAACAACGUAACAACGUACAGUCGUCCCCGAUCAACCAGUUGCCCACCCGUAGCCCGAGUCACAAUGGUCACGGAUUCCCAUUGUACACCCCACCAGCCCCGAUACCAGCAUCCGGCGCAAAUAAAAUUCGCUCUACUCCCAAUGGUCUACCCCAACCAACAGCACCGAGACGUCCUCAUAGUAUUGCCGCUCCACCAUACCACCAUGUCGCAAGUAUCCACCACUCCCUUGGUCAGCUCGCUGGCCGAGCAAACGCAACGUCAUCACUAUCAUCAUCAGCAGCAGCAACAUCAUCAUCACCAAAUGGCGCAGCAGCAACACCAUCAUCAACCAUCGCACCAGGAUCAACAGCAUCACCGUCAUCGUGGAGCACCGUUGGCCCACCAAGCACAACUACAUCCUGUGUACCAGGGAUGGUACAACGGCGCGCCCAUUCGGUCGCCAGCACUCCAGUAUCUCUACCAACCGGCGGCGGUCUCAACAAUGGCGGCAUCAAUGGUGUCAACGGUCAACAGGAGCCACGGGGCGGCGGCAGCAACGGUGCAUCCGUCAACGGUGCAAUGGGACCCACGACUCGCAGCGUUAUACCACCCCAGUCUCUAUGGAACGGGCAGCUUCAACAACCCGUACCUAGGCGGCCUCACAGCAUCGCCUCGACACCCGUUACAACUACAACAAGCAUGCCUGCAACAGCUCCAGCAACACCAGCCAGCGGCGGCGGUGGCGGCGGCUGCCUACCAUCGUCCGCUCGUACAACAGUCGAGCCUAUACAAUGGGGUUCCUCUGGAAUGGUGUUGCACCAACCCAUACCUCGCAGGGCGUACGCUUCGACCCUGCCACAUCCCCAGCCACCUACGCCCACGUCACAAGGGCCCGCUCUGAGCAUUCUGACGAAUCCAGGCAACUCGAACACGUGGACACCCGGCGCGGCUCUACGACCCAGGCCUCACAGUAUUGCUACCACCCCUCAAACCGCUCCGAUGCCGCCCGCCUCGCCGUCGGAUUCCGGUUAUCGAUCCUUACCAUCUGCCGCCAGCGAUUACCAGAUUCUCAAGUCACCGUCGAGAUCUCAACAGCAGACGCAACAACAGCACCAACAACAACAGAAUCAUCAGAGCGCUGUGCGCCGACUAUCUCUGCCAUCUGCUCAGACUCUUCUUCGCGUUACCGCGCCCAGACCCAGCCCGACGUUUCACGGUCUACCGUUCCGACCAUUUAGCUGCGGCGUCUCGCCGAACGGGAACCCAAUCUUUUUGGGAUGCACUCAUCUGCACACAACAGGCAGCCCAGGCACCGGCAGUACCGGAACCAGAACAUCCACGCCGGCUACCAGCCCUGCGACACCGCUCACCACAUCGCAGGCGAUACAACAGCUGCUCGCACAGCCGCGUAACGGCUUCAAGAUAGUCGACGAUAAGGUCUCGCUCUUCAUUGAAAUCCUCGACACACAGGAGAGGUUCGCCAAGGUGACUGUAGAAGAGACGCAGGUACCGUCCAUUAAAAAAACAUGUGAGACUAUCAAGAUCAAGAACUGUGCUGCACAGACCCUUAAGGAUAAUGAUACAUCUUUGUUGCAGUCACAUGUUCUGGUAUAA
Molecule: messenger RNA, 2064 nt
Organism: Dufourea novaeangliae
Lineage: Eukaryota; Metazoa; Arthropoda; Insecta; Hymenoptera; Halictidae
Product: mucin-5AC-like
Exons: 2
Coding region: 1-2064 (687 amino acids)
Source: RefSeq, a predicted model, not a curated record